Molecule: messenger RNA, 912 nt
Organism: Staurois parvus
Lineage: Eukaryota; Metazoa; Chordata; Amphibia; Anura; Ranidae
Source: the annotation of a GenBank genome assembly
AUGGAUGACUUCAGUUCUAUUAGCCUGUUAUCCCUGGCUAUGUUGGUGGGAUGCUACGUGUCAGGAAUAAUUCCCCUCGCAGUCAAUUUCUCGGAGGAACGUUUAAAGUUGGUGACAGUGCUGGGUGCAGGUCUGCUGUGUGGAACAGCAUUAGCAGUCAUUGUCCCAGAAGGCGUCCAUGCUCUCUAUGAAGAAGCACUAGAAGCUAAACAUCAUGAAAUUGGAGAAGUCCAGAAAGUGAAGGAAUCCGAGACUGGAGCUGAGGUCUUGGCUACACAUGAUCAUGAUCACUCUAAAUUACAUGCUUACAUUGGAGUCUCAUUAGUACUUGGCUUUGUAUUCAUGCUGCUGGUGGAUCAGAUUGGUAGCUCUCAUGUGCAUUCGACAGAAGAUCCAGAGGCAGCAAGAGCAGCCAGUUCCAAAAUCACCACAACUCUGGGUCUGGUGGUGCAUGCUGCAGCUGAUGGUGUUGCUCUCGGAGCUGCAGCUUCUACUUCCCAGACCAGCGUUCAGCUGAUUGUGUUUGUCGCCAUCAUGUUGCAUAAGGCUCCAGCAGCAUUUGGCUUAGUUUCGUUCCUCAUGCACGCAGGGCUGGAGCGUAACCGCAUCCGGAAGCAUUUACUUGUAUUUGCUCUUGCAGCCCCUGUCCUGUCAAUGCUGACAUAUCUGGGAUUGAGCAAGAGCAGUAAAGAGGCCUUGUCAGAGGUCAAUGCCACUGGUGUCGCAAUGCUUUUCUCUGCUGGGACAUUCCUCUAUGUAGCCACAGUCCACGUACUUCCCGAAGUAGGCGGAAUGGGACACAGCCACAAACCAGACUCAGGUGCUGCUAAAGGACUGAGCCGUAUAGAGGUGGUGGCCUUAGUCUUAGGAUGUUUAAUACCUCUCAUUUUAUCCGUUGGACAUCAACACUGA